Molecule: messenger RNA, 11862 nt
Organism: Acanthaster planci (crown-of-thorns starfish)
Lineage: Eukaryota; Metazoa; Echinodermata; Asteroidea; Valvatida; Acanthasteridae
Biological process (GO): regulation of transcription by RNA polymerase II
Molecular function (GO): DNA-binding transcription factor activity, RNA polymerase II-specific; RNA polymerase II transcription regulatory region sequence-specific DNA binding; protein dimerization activity
Source: RefSeq, a predicted model, not a curated record
GGGAACAUCAUAACUGAACGUGAAGUUUUCAUGUAGUUACUUGCCUAAUCCACUGCAUCUUUUUGUCGUGUUUUAAAGAAGUGUACAUGUCGUUGUGAUCUACCGGUAGACUAAGGGUAACGUGUAGGCCUACAUGUAUACAUGUACGUACUGUACAACAGCACUCAGGGGAUAAAGAGGAAACAGACAAGUUGUCCAGGCUUUUAAAUCAAAGAAGAGAGCGUUGUAUUGAUCUUGUUAUUCUGUUUAUAUUUCUUUGUUCUCUUUUGGGAAUUUGUUGUUAUUUAAUGGUUCAAGACUAUUUACGGUACCGUGCAUGCAUCGGUUCACACUGUAUAUAUUGCGUGACCUGGUGGUAAGGAUGUGGUUUUGAUGUUAAGCGAGGGGGUGUGAUAUUUUAUGAGGGUGAAUUUAGCUCAGCCCACCAAUUAAUUUCUUUGCCAGGAUUUGCCAGUGAGGUAUCUUGAAUUGACAAUUGACAUUGCACUUUUUGCUAGUGUAUAUUGUUCAGAGGGUCCAAGUAAGGAUUUUUUACCAGGCACACUUUUCUGAAUAACUCGAUACUUCACUUCAAUCGGUGAAAACUAUUUGGCAUCCCUUUUAGCCAUUCUGCUGUUGGUGAUACAUUCUUGUACAUGUACCAAUAUCUACAGGGUAUGUCAUCCCUGGAAGACACUGUUCAUUUACCAGCCCUACUCAGGUUUUCUGUUCAGUUGCAAAUCCCAAAUUUGCGCAUCGAAAACAUUCUGAAAAAGGGUUGUUCCUUGGCUGAUAUUGCCAUGUACUGGUACCGAUACUAAAGCAACAGUGAUGCUUUACAGGAAGUGAAAUGAGAUCACAGAAUUGAGAUACACAGGUGCACUUUUAAGGAUUGCACUACAUGUACAUAAACCCUUCCAUUGAAAUGGUGGUUGUGAACAAAUGUCUCCCCCAAGGGUAAAUCAGUGUUGCCCUUUCACUUCAUACAUCGUAUACUGCCGGUAUAUUCCGGUACUGUUUGUGUUCAUAUUUACCAUGGGCCACAUUAGUAGUCAGCUAGGCAUUGUAGAGCUGGCAUUUCCUUCCAUGAUUUCACCAACUGUCAGGUGUUUGGCCAUUCUCAUACUUUAUUCCCAUUCACCGUCAUCAACUACUGUACACGUACUGGUAUUCCAGAAAAUUCUAGCAUUUGGCCAAGGUUUCCAGGAAGUGGUUAACGCUGUUUUUUGUUCGUAGACCUUUGUAUUUUUCUGCAGACAUGCAGUGACAUUCUCGACACAUUGGGUACAUGUACAUGUAUGUAUUAAGUGUAACAUAAGAUAUAUUCAUCACACUAGAGGUAAAAUUUAAGAACGCAAUGUUUCUACGGCGUAUAUUUAAAGCCUUUGAAGAGCACAAAUUUUUGUGCAGUAAAGAUAUACCGUGUGUGUGACAGGCAUUGAAAAUGCCAGUAGGUGGCACAAAUACACAAGUGCAGACCUCAAAGGUGACUGCACUUUUGACAACGGUAACCAACAGGCUGUUUGGAGAUUUAUAGUACGUGUACAUGUACCAAUGCAUUGCUGAGUAAUGCCCUGGUUGUAGAUCAUUUGUGUACUGGUACACUCCAGUCCUGACACUUGGGUUUAGAUGUUACACGUCAUGUGGACUGGGUGUGGACAGGAAUCUCUCAGCAUUAAAAGGGCUCUGAAUGGAUUUGUAAUCUUCAUCUCAAGGAAAGGGAAAAUUUUCUACAUCUCGGACAAUGUGGGCAAACAUUUGGGUAUCCAUCAGUACGAGAUGAUUGGGAACAGCAUGAUGGAGUUCAUUCACGCCGAUGACCAGAAGGAAUUGGCCAAGCAGUUUGUAGUCCAGGUACCAGGCCAGCAGACGUUCAAAGGCUAUGGCAUGGAGAAUGUGGGUGAUGCACCCACCUCAAUGAGCUUCAACUGUUUUGACACUGACAAAGAUGAGGAAAUGCCCUCCAUCUCCGAUUUCAUCCAGGAGCGGCAGUUCUUCCUGAGGAUGCGCUCCGUCAUGUCGCGGCGAGGGUCUGGCGGAAAGGGCAAAGUUAUCGGAUACAGGGUUGUCAAUUUCUGUGGGCGUUUGAAGCUUACGUCUUCCACCUCCAGCACCAAGGGCUACGUGGUGGAAGGCCUGAUCUGCCUGUGUCGCCCCAUCCAGCCCCAGCCCAUCCUGGAGGUCCGCAUGGACGGCAACAUGUUCAUGAGCAGGCACAGCUUGGACAUGUGCUUCACCUUUUGUGAUCCCAGGAUCAUCACGCUUAUUGGCUAUGAACCCCAUGAGUUGGUAGGCAAAACCGUGUACCAGUUUCACAACCCCCUUGAUGCCCGAAAAGUCAGCGAUUGCCACUCCAACUUAAUCAUGAAGGGCACCAGUGCUACCAAGUAUUACCGCUUCAUGGGCAAGAACGGAUCCUGGGUGUGGCUCCAGACAAGAGCCACCAUCAUUUACAACACCAACAACGUGGCCCAGUACAUCGUCUGCAUGAACUAUGUCAUAGGGAAAGAUGUUGGUGAACGAUCUCUGCUCAUGGAAGAGAUGGCAAAAAGCAGAGGAGGCAAUGAGUUGUGUAGCAGCAUAGUGGACAGCGACUGCGGUGAUAGUAUCCCCAGUCCCAGCAGCGACAUGGCCAGUGGUUACACACCAGCGAGCGUUGCCUCGUCUGUCACCUCUGGCAUUGGCUCGGGCUCUGACAUGGAUGAGCCCUCCCUCAAGCCAGUCAAGCAGGAGGUGGACUUUGAUGAGCUCAUCCCCAAGGCAGUCCGUGACAAGGAGGAGAUCAAGAAGCCAGCCCCCGAGCAGGACAUCAGCUUCGCUGCCCUCCUGAAGAUGGACAACUUGAAGAGGAUGUAUGGAGCCACUGAUAAGAUGGACACAGCAGAGAAGGUGGACAGUGUGAAGAAACAAGAGAGUAUGUCAAAGGGCAUGACCUUUGCUGCACCUGGAACCGUGAACAGUGAUGGGAUUUCUGUGAACAAUAUAGAGGGACCCUUUAGCAAUCCUCUUCAGCAUAAAUCAACAGAAAUCCAGGAGUCCUUCCAGAGAGCAACUCAGAAUCCUGCUGUGGAUGUGUUGCUUCCCAUGCAGACUUUCUCACCAGUGAGUGAGGCGAGCUCGGACUCGAGUAGUACUGCAGAAGUGAGUUCACCACCAAUGGCAGUAGCGUUGCCGUCUGACGGCCAAGAUGCCCGGAUGGCAAGCGUCGGAGAGGAGGAUGAGAGCCUGUUCAAGGACCUGCUGGAGUUGACUAAGGAUGACAACAUGGACAACCCAUCAUCGCAGCUGAAUUCAGAACUUCCCCGCAUGUCCUUCAGUGUGAACAGCCCCAGCAACCUGAGCCAGCUGCUGAACAGUCAGAGCGCUGCCAGCAUCUCGUUGGGGAUGUCCAGUCCCGAGUCCCAAGACCUCGUGGAUGACUGCCUAGAGGGCGAUGAUGAAGUCUUCAAUGGCAGGCCUGAGUCAACUGAACCUUCUUCCAGCAUCUUAGCGGGACUCCUGACCAAACCACGGGCCCAAGAGCCGACCGGCAAUGGUGCAUCCGGCCCAUCUCUUGACCCUCCCCCGAGUCAGGGUAACCUGCAUUACAUGAACAUGUCCGUCACCAAGGUAGACCCCAUGAUGUCUGGAGCCAGCAGCCAGUUGCCAGAUGACAUAGCCAACUUCUCACUUGAGUUCUGUCAGCCAGUUAUGGACCAGGCAGCGUGUGAUGCUAUCACAGCCCUUGGCGGGGACUUUUUUGUACCUGACCCCAUGGACAAGGGUAGGAAUGGAGCCACCAUAACGGAGGUCACUGAUAUUGAAGACAAUGGACUGCUCCUCAACACCAGUGAAUCAGAAAUCAGUGCUGCUUCAAAUCCGCUUGCGAAUCUUGUGAAUAGUCCUCCAAAGAUGCCAAAUGGCAUAGUACAAACUCAAGUGCCCUUGGCACAGCCUCACAAUAUUUCACUUGACUUACACAGGAACGUUACCGAGCGAAUAUCGCAGUUGGAUAUCAAAGACAGUGGCAGGGCUCUGGCUCCACAGAUCAAUGAAUCUGCUAAUGCCCCAAUCUUACAUGCCCUGCUGCUUGAGAGCAGGGCAAACAGUCAAACUGCUGAGAAGUCUAGAGGGCAGCGUCCUGCACCACUUAGCAGCAACGGACUCGAUAGUGUAAGUGAUGUCUUGGGUCCAAUAACGCCUUGUACCAAAGCCGCAGUGGAUGCUGUGGACUCACUCAUACAGGACUUUGAUGAAAUGCCAGGUACUAAUACUGCAGACCCCGUAUUUGCCAGAUUGAAUGGUAACAACAACAUGGUGAACCAGGAGAAUUACGUCCUUCUGCAGCAGAUGGACCAGCAGCGGAAACACAUGGCUGAGGAACAUCGCAGACAGCAGCAAAUCCUGAUGGAGAACCAAGCCAAGCAACAGAAACAGCUUGAAGAGCAGCAGCGACAGCUGCUGCAGAGCCAGAACCUGCAGGGCCAGUCCAUUGAGCAGGCACUGCUGCGCAAGCAAAUGCAGCAGAAACUGCAGCAGCAGUAUCAGCUUCAACAGCAGCUGCAGCAGCAGCAGCUGCAGCAGCAGCAUCAGCUUCAGCAGCAGCAGCAAACAUUACUGGCUCAGCAAGCUGGCAUGACAAGCGGCUUGCCGAGGUCAGCCCAGGGGCCGGAGCUGCAGGGAAACAGCUCCGUGCACGGCCAGGGUUUCGACAUGACAGAGUUUGCAGCUCCGCAAUCCCGAACAGUCUCAGCAGCGCUUCCAGUUUCCAGCCACCACAGGCAGCAGCAACAAAUGCAGCAGUACUCUGCCUCCCCUCCUCAAAGCGUCAUGGAUUCCCCUCUUGCACAGCAGCAACUGCAGCGGCAACGUGGGAGUCCACCUGUCAUGGGGCGAUCUCCCCCAGUUGGCAGCCCACACACCCUGCCGCAGCAGUACCCAGGGCAACCGCAGGCCAUCCAACAGCAGCAGCAACCCACUAAUCAAGGGGGUUACUCCGGCCAGAUGCAGCAGCCUUCCUACUGCAGACAGCAGCAACAAAGCAUCGGCGUCAUGCCAGAGCAGGCUAACAACAACUCUCUGAUGUGGAACAACAUUGAUCCCAUGUUGUCUCACCCGAGCAUGGCUAUGAUGAACAGACAGGGCCGGACCAUGGAGCAGUCUGAUCUAGAUUUCGGAUCGGCCAACCCCCACUUGCUGCAACAUCAGUAGUUUUAUCUCUGUCCAUGUAUAGUUGUUAUACAACUGUCUUGAAUACUAUAUUGUCAUCCAGUCAGAAUGACCAUUUUACCAGGUAAUAAAAAUGCAUAUUAAACACCACCAUAUCAUAUCAAACAUCAGUGAUACCACAUCAAGAUAACAUAGACGAGUCCCUGCCCUACAGUUCAAGCCACAAUGCCGGAACAGCUGACCAGACUAUUCCUAGGUACUUCUGCAAAUUUCACCUACGUACAGUUGUUUCCGAAAAAAUUAGUCAUUACGAUUAAAUUCAAGUCCUUCAGGUAAGGAAAAUAUUGCAAAGAAUUCAAGACAGAGGUGUAACAAAAAAUGUUUGACUGCUGUGAUGUGGGAUGUAAUGUUUUUACAGAUGAGGGACUCAUAGUAGCUGAGGCCAAGGGUGAUAUACAUCUUGAGGGUAUUAAAACAUCAUAUCCUACAUCAAAGUAGUGUAUAAUUGUCAAAUACAUGUAACCCUUUAUUACCCGUACUUACAGAAAAAAAUCUUUCUUGGGCUUACAUAUUUUCUUUUGUAGACACGCUUGCAUUCGAAAAGGCAUUUUGAAAACAAACACUCAAGAGUGCAUUUCAAAUUUUGUGUUAUUUUUCCAGAAGUCAGUCUAUUUGAGCCUCUAAAACAAAUGCGGAUCUCAGGCAAAUAUACCAUCGUGUCUGGUUUUGUUUCAGUUUGGAGAUAUUUGGGUGGAACUCUGAUAAAGGGAGUUUUUCAAUGGCUGUUUUGUGCUGCUGGCUACAGACAAGAAAGAAUUGUUGCAUACAGAAAAAAACUGUAUUACCAGACACCCUUAGCUUUGUAUCAAUAACAUCAUGUGAUCAGAUGGACCACACACAUUGACUUGAGAGAACUAUAUAAAUUGAGUUUGCUAAGGCACUGGUUGAAAGUGAGACAUACAUAGAUAAAAACUUGUGAAAUUAUGAAGCAUGUGUGGAGAAUUUUUCAACCUUCAGUUUUUGACGGUCUGUGACAGUAUGAACAAUCAAGAACAGUCAAAAUUUUAAUCCUCCCCUUCUGCUAAUCUUCAAGGACAUAUCACGUCUCAAUUGACUGAUUUUCUUACGAAAGAAAAACGUUGUCCAGAAUGUAUGUUUCUACAAAAACAUUAUCUUUUCCUCUAGAUAAAAUGGCAUCUGAAUCGAGGUGGCUAAUGACACUUCUUUUCAUUUUCGGUCGUAAAUUUAAUGUUUGCGCUGCUCUUCCCAAAGUUUGAAAAGUCAGAUCUGUAGAAAUGUAUAAGUUGUAAAUACACGAUUUGAUGAUGUGCCUUUUUGCCUUCUCAAAAAGAGAGGGUUGGAUAUAUUUGCAACAAAAAGUGCGGGGUCUUCAGAAGGGGAGUAAAUUUCCAGUUUUCUACUUUCAAAUCGGAAUUCGAUUUAUUGUCUGAAUUGGGAAACAAGUACUUUAUCGUGAUUCUAGGCAUUUGUGUAAGUUAUUUUCCUGUGUAUGUUAUGUGCAGUUUAUUCAAACAACCCAAAGAUUGUAUUAAAAAAAGUAAAGCACAUGCGCAUCAUGGCUUUAAUUGGACAUGUUUGGAAGUUGAAAGUUGACAGAAUUGAGUUUGCUGAUCAUGUUGAGCAUUUUAUGGUAACAAAAUCUUUCAACACCAAACGGAAUCAGGAGGAAUCAAUUCCUGGUAAUUUCACUCGUUAGUAUUAACCCUUGUGCCCCAGUUCACAACAACAAUCUUAAAAAAAAACCUUGGCAAGAGACCAGAAGUGUUGGAGAGGAGUGCUCAACUUUGCUUUUGUCACUGGCCUUUAGGGAAACCAAAAAACAAUUACCUAAACAUGUGAAAAGUGACAUCUUUGAAUUUGUACAAAAAUGGCAAAAAAUAAGAAAAAAAAGUGUUUUCACUGCCCACCAUGUUGUGAUACUCAUAUACCUCAAUUACAAUAAAGGACCAAGUAGAAGGUAAUUAUUUAAGGUCAUUGUCAGUGCUUCAGUAUAUUUUAAAAUAAAUUUGGGGCCUACCUUUUUUGGGUCUUAUUGAGCUCCACCUGACACAGAGAAAGCUCCCUCAAUUUUGGACGCUAUAGUCAAUUUAUUUUGACUCAUUUUUUUUAAUCAGUUAAGUAGUAUCAUUGACCAAUCACACAGACAAAUCAAGUGAAUAGUAACGGUGACAAAAAGCUAUUUGAGACUUUGCGGUUUUUUACUAUGGAAUUUACAUUGCACUUGGUAUAGAUACAUUUUUUUUCUCUCAAGAAAACCAGAGGUUGAUAAUGAAUGCUUGUGCACACCUAUGAAGGUGUUUUGUUCAGUCACAUUCUUGUUUGCUGUUUGAUAAUCAUUGCUGCUGACCCAACAUUUGAGUGGUGAUUGUAAUAACUAGCUGAAAGCCAGCAACGUAACCUAUAAAUAAAAUUGGUUUGCUGGUGAACGUUUUUAUGCAAGUUUCCUUUAAAGUUGCUUAUAUUAUCCAAUGCUGCGAAACUAUUUUUCUUGCAAUGAUGAAACUCCAAACAGCUGAUUAAGAUGCGUUGCCACUGUACAGUAUUCAAUUUCUGUGCGCACUUAGUUUAGACACUUGAAUGUAUAAAGGUUUAUUUUUAGAUUCGUGCCAGGGGAUUUGUGUACAGCUGCGGAGGCUUGUGCAAGUUGAAAAAAAAAGGUUGUUCCAAACAGGGUUGUUCUGAAGACUUCUCCUCUGAAGAGGCUUGUUUUCCAAUAAUCCUGUAUCAGAUAUUAUUUUUUUUUGUGAGGAUUUUUUUUUUUUGUGGUGGUGGUGGUGGUGGUUUUAGGGAAACCAGUGGUGCUCAGUGUUCCUCUUUCUGACAUCCCAAAAUGUCUUUGGACCCAGAUGAAUGCGCUCCUUGAAAGAUUUUUUGGGAUAGGCUCUCAGACUGAAUUCACUGGAUGAGAUGCUGUCCCCAACACCUUGGUUUUAGUGAUCAAUCACUUCAGUGAUUAGCCAAGUCUAAAUUAAAUGGCUGUGGCCGUAAAUAUCACACUGUCUAUGGAAGCCACCAGGUUGUGGUUGUGACCGUGCCUGCAGACAUUUCCCAUAGAUUUGAUUCCCUGUCCUGGCCAUAAAAUUUGGUCUCCUUUGUUUCAUUCUGAUAAGAAUCCACAAGUCACCAUGUGGAAAAUUGGACAAAUGUGAUAUCUCUCUGACUUUUCCAGUGAUAAAUUCAAGAUUUCAAGUUGUACUUUUGCGUUGGGAAGAUGUUAAUUUUACUUACAGGUUUUGCCUUACUGUACACCGGCUUAUAUUCAUAAACACUGUAUACUCAGUGCCUGUCCAAGAGCUAAUGAAAAAAUUUCAUAAUUGUACUUGUGUGGGACUCAAACCCACGACCUCCUGCUUACUCGUGCAGAUGUCCAACCACUCUACCAUCGAGCUUGGUGGGGUUGGCUGGCCGGUCACUGUGAAUUGUUUCAAGAUGUACUUUGCGUCAGGGAGAUGCAAAUUUGAAUUAAAGGAUUUGCCGUUACGCUAACAUAUAUUCAUAAACACUGUAUACUCAGUUCUCGUCUGAGAGCUAAUAAAAAAUUCAUAAGCCUACUCGGGUGGGACUCGAACCCUUGACCUCCUGCUUGACUGAGCUUGGCGGGGUCGGCUGGAUUUCCGAGCCCCACCCAAAAUAAGCUUAUGAAUUUUUUCAUUAGCUCGCAGACAAGCACUGAGUAUGCAGUGUUUAUGAAUAUGUGUCGGUAUGAGGGCAAAACCUUGAAUUCAGAUUCAUGUUUGUUGGUGGGGUUGCAGUGAGGUCUUGGGGGUUGGGCUGUUUUGUAUUGAAGACUCGACAAGACUGCGUAAAGAGCCCACAGAGUCAACCCACAAAAUAAUGCAGUUACAAAUCAUUCAGGCCCGAGCCAGGCCAUAUGCUGUGCAACAAGUGAAAUAUGACAGAGGCAUUUUAUCCAGUCAUUGUUUCUCCCAACCUUCUUCUAGCCUGCCUUUUGAUUUGACUGGUAAUGUGACAUGCAGUAAUGUUGUGAUUAGGUUACAGCUGGGAUGGAUUGUUCAGUCAGAAACAUGUAUAAUAAUUAGUUGGUAUUCUUCCAUUUUUGUAUCUUCAGAGUCAACGCCAGGUAUCUUCCUUAUUUGUUCAGUUAUACAUUCUUCUCUUUGCUAUGGGUAGCAUUUGCUUGCACUCCCUCUCUCUCUCUCUCCUUUCCCGAUGGAAACUCGCUUUCAAUUUAAAACCGUGCAAAAAAGUUGAACUUGUCAACAUGCCCCUUUUCCACCGUUGCAGAAUUUGAAUGGUUACCAAAGCAAUCAUCUUCAGUGCAUGACGCCUUAGAAAUUUUCAGAUGUGACCAUGGAAAAUACUAACAAGUAGUUGGAAACAAGAGUUUGUAGGUAACAAACAAUCAAAUAAGAAGUCAAAACAAAUCUAAGGUAUUAGUAAAUCAGAUUUGGUUUUCCAUUAUGAUUGCUGUGAUUACUGCACAUAUAUUGACACAGUUAAAAAGUAAAAAAAAGACAUACAAAGAGUUUUGUAGUGAUGAAUAUAGUUGUGUAAAUUAUGUAUGUAAAUAAGCUUAAUGUUUCUUUUAAAUAUCACGCUAUUAAGUAAUGUUCAGUAAUGAAGCACCUGGUUUAAGCUGAAUUGACUGUUUUGUCGGCUGUAAUUUUGUUUCAAAAGGGGGUGUAACUUCCACACAGUUCUUGAAAAGGUUUCAGUGUUUGAAUUUAAUUCAUUGUGGUUUGUUAGUUUGGGGGGUUUUUGUUUUUUGUAUUUUCUUUCCAAAGAGAGGCUGAAUUUGGAACUGUGCUUAAAGCAAGUCAUAAUGGUGCAGGCAUUCGAUGCUGAUGCAAAGAAAUAGAACUUUACUUCACUAAUCUUGUCAGAGACUGUAGUAAGACAUAAAAAUGCCAAUACAUUUGUGAUUGUGUCAAAACAACACAGUGAUCAGCUUUCAAAAAAAACCAAAACCUUGGUGACCCUUGACUCGGGCAUGAGUCAUUUUUGUUUGCCUUUGCACAUAAUUUUGGUCUCUGAAGAUGCAAUUUCAAUAUACAUUGAAAAAAUGCAAAGAAUGCUAUUGGUGCAUUGCAUUUCUCCACUUCCUUUCUGCAUUGGUUAUUUUGGUGAGAAUAAAAGGAGACACUCUGGGUGGCAACUUUCUUCUAGGUGCCAUCCACAUGCACAACCGUGUAGAACAGGGUAGUGAUUUUCUCAUUAUGGCUGAAAAUUGGAAACGUGAUGGUGUAAAUGAGUAUCUCUUAAAUGGUAUAUUUAUUGUGUUAAGUUCUGUAUUUUUUUUAUUUCAGGCAGUUAGUAAGUGUGGACAUCUCCAAACCUUUACAGCAUGGUUAGCACAACAAAAACAAACUUUGUUCAAUCCUUCCUCCCCUGUUUAAGUUCUAGAACCACAACCACAGCAUCGUAUCAGUAUUUUCUUCAGAUUUUUGUAAUCAAAUUCAGGUUGUACAGUUCAGACAAUUUAGGUGGUGUCUUCUGCCGGACACCUCUGACUUCUAAAGAAAAGGUUUGUUUGUUUUUUAAUUUUUUUUAUGCUGCCUUAUCACGCUAGUGGGCUUGUAACUGUGAAAGUGUAGAUAACAUGUCACAGUAAUUCAAUUGUAUAUUAUAAAUAUUUAAAACAAAAGAUCUCUUUAAAAAUAUCUGAUUGUACAUGCAUUAUGUGUAUUUUUCCGUCCUGUAAACUCUUACACCGGUGUUGGUAUAAAAAAAAAUCAUCAUCUGUGAGAUGAAACUGUCUUCUUUUGUCUGUUGCAGUGGAGGAACAUGGUUUCCCUUUUGAGAAAAGACUUUUAGUUUGCUGUGUUUUGCGCAAAUUUCUGUUAAGGGGAUAAGAUGGGGGGGGUUCCAUUGGGAAAAAAGACCUAUUUCAGUUCAGAAGUUGCAGUUAUUUUUGCAUGGCAAGACUCCUUAAGAACUUAUAAUUGAUGUGACUAACUCCAAACCAUCUAGCUAUUAACAUAUUAUUUUCAGUGUUUCUACCCAGAAUUACAUUUAAUAGCCUCCAACACCCCCUUCUCAAUGGUGUUUUCUUUCCCAUUGGCUUUGCACCAGAGGCUUUUUCUCCUUAAACAUUCAUGAUGGCAUCAUUUAACUUCAACCCUUCAGUCGCUCACUUUUUGGUUUGUUUGCCAUAAGUCCUUCUUGAGUUGUAUUUCGACAGCUCCAGACUUUGUUAGCUGAUUUCAUUGGGGGCUCAGGGGCCCAGUUCUGUUUGAGCAUGACAGACUAUGCCACAGAACAGUUUUUUUGGAAAGUUACAGUAUUUGUUUUUCUGCAAAAAAAGUGGGCAAUUGAACCGAACUGUUCUGUUGUUAAUUGAUGCACUCAAAAGAAUUUCUUGUAAAUCUCUGCUUCCUCGCACAUUGUUAACUCUAAUUUUCUUUCCCUUUUUGAGACCUUCAAAAAAGGGAAUGUGGAUUCCCCAAACAGUUGCUUGUUAAGAUUUUAGAAUGUUUCCUUAUUUUGCGGUAUUUGGGGUCAUGUGUUUACUUAAUCAAGCAUUUUGUGAUUAAUUUUGGACAUCUCUGUUAUAUGCAACACUGUUGUGUAUCUUUGAAAAGUUCAGUGUAAAUUAACUGUAUGAGAGGUUAAUGUCUAGAGUACAGUCAAUAUAUUCAGGUGUUUUGUAAAUAAAAAUGAAAAAAAUGAUUUUCCCCCUUUUUUUAAACACAUGCACCCUCUUGUUAAAAAGGUGAACUAAUCUAGUAAAAUGGAUGAUGUAAGACAUGCUUG